This is a messenger RNA of Candidula unifasciata, 715 nucleotides long. Lineage: Eukaryota; Metazoa; Mollusca; Gastropoda; Stylommatophora; Geomitridae. The record is from the annotation of a GenBank genome assembly.
AUGAUCACGUCUUUGGGGCUUUUUAUUUGCCGACAGGCAAACGUAUUUCAGCCCAAGAGCCUCCCAAUUCUCUCAAUGUUGCCCCUUGCCUUUUCGUUUUGUGGGUUCGUCGUGUUGACGAAUCUUUCGUUGGAGUCAAAUACUGUUGGCACUUACCAGAUUAUAAAGACUAUGACAACCCCAUGUAUCAUUAUAAUUCAGACGUACUUUUAUGGUAGAAGUUUCUCACGGAAUGUUAAAUUAAGUUUAGUUCCUAUCACCAUUGGUGUUGUCUUGAAUUCAUGGUAUGAUGUUAAAUUCAACCUUCCUGGGAUUAUCUUUGCAAUAUCUGGAGUGUUGGUGACGUCAGUUUAUCAAGUGUGGGUUGGCGAAAAGCAGCAUGAGCUGCAAGUGAAUUCCAUGCAGUUGCUGUAUUAUCAAGCUCCGUUGUCGGCAUUCCUUCUUUUAUUUGUGAUCCCUUGCUUUGAACCUCUCGAUGCCUUCCAUGGAGUAUUCUUUAACUGGCCACUACAAGCAUUGGUUGCAGUAUUUAUAUCAGCAUGUGUUGCCUUUACUGUCAAUUUAUCCAUAUUUUGGAUUAUUGGAAAUACUUCCCCUGUCACAUACAACAUGAUUGGACAUCUGAAGUUUUGUAUGACUUUGUUGGGUGGUUAUCUUCUGUUUCAAGAUCCUAUUCAAAGUUUACAGCUCAUAGGCAUUGUUACAACAAUUGGAG